AUGGCCCAAAGUUACACAGCAAACCAGAACACCAAGUCCUGGCACCAACCCAAGUUGGGAGAAGUUUCCCAUCACCCUCUCCUUUUCUCUCUCUUGGGGCUGGACCGCCACCUGAGUACUGGAGAAGUUCAAAGAGGCCUCAGGGGAGGAGGAGGUAGGGGGCGUCCAGGAUGGGUACAGCGGGCCGCUCCAGGACCGCGACCUGCCUCUAGCGGGGCCAAGCAGCAUCGAUUCCAUGUGGGAAGUGGCUCCAGCAUCACCACCUAUGGCCUCCGACAGUCUAUCUUACUGAACACCAGGCUUCAGGACUGCUAUGUUAUCUCCCCAGCUCUCACCAACAUCUGGAUGGCUAGAAUGUGUGCAAAGCAGAACAUCCAGGCCCCAACGCCAGGUACCACCUCUUGUUGGGAAGUGGUAAAGAGUCCAUUAAUCACCAGUUCAUUCUCCUUGGUGAAACUUGUGCUCAGACGGUAACUGAAGGAUAAAUACUGCUCAGUACCUUCCAGGUUUGGAGACGCAAAAUCCUUGAAUAGAUUAAAGCCCACAGACAAUUCAACAAAAGCCACCCAGCUGGCUAAGAUAAGAAGCUCCAUCAAUUUCAAAAGCAGGCAGCCAGUGGGGCAGCUGCCAGGUUCACCUGGGCACAGGAAGACAGCAGGAAGCAUCAGGAAGAGCAAAGAAAGUUCAAAGGAGAAAAAAGUAACAGCCCGCCAAGAUCUUGAGGACAGAUAUGCCAAACAUGUGGCUGCCACCCAAGCACUAGCCUGGAACAGUGGGUUGCCAGCCUGGAAGGGUCAAGCAUUGCUUCCUGAAACCCAAAAGACACAGCAGCUGUCAGAGGACACCUUAACCAUCCAUGGCCUCCCCACAGAGGGCUACCAGGCUCUGUACCAUGCUGUGGUGGAGCCAAUGCUGUGGAACCCUUCAGGAACCCCCAAGAGGUACAACUUGGAGCUGGGGAAGGCCAUCAAACAAAAGCUUUGGGAAGCUCUGCACAGCCAAGCUGCCACCAUCAAAGGUGCUCAGAACGACCCCUAGCCAGGUGGGAAGUGGCUGGGUGAGGAGCCUGUGCCCAAGACAUAGCCCAAAUUAAAGUGAAAAAUAAGAACAGGAACACAUGAGUUUAGGUUAUUCUCUGCUAGCGGUCUGAAAAAUGAGAAAGAAGUAUCACUUUGCAUUCUCCAAGCAAUCUCAGAGUGCUUUUCAAAUUAGUGACUACCCUCCCAGGAAAACAAAAACAGCUAUCAGAUUUGCUUAAGACUGAAGUCUCUUUCCAGUCAUGGUUUGAUAAGGUGUAUGUGACAAAGAGACAGGGUCCCAUUAUGUUGCCCAGGCUGGUCUCAAUGAUGCUCUUGCCUCAGCCUCUGGAGUAGCUGGGACACAGGCUUGCACCAUCAUGCCUAGCACAUGAUUAGGUAAUUUUGAGGUAGAUGCUUGGAGGUUUUUUUCUACAAGGACUUUAGGAUUUUUGAGUUUUCAGGUAGGAAAAUGUGUGGAACAUGAGGCCAAUGGUUUAUAUCCAACCUAUCUUCCCUCUUUCAAGAAAGUGGACCACUAGACUUUUGUCAUUUUUAGAGCAGGGGUCUUACUAAAUUGCACAGGCUAGUCUUGAACUUGAGAUCCUCCUGCCUGAGCUGCUUAAGUGCUGAUUAUAGGUGUGUCAUCACCCAGGAAAAGCUUUUGACCAUUUACUACUAUUGCAUUACUUUCCCUGGCUUUCUGCAUAUGCACUAAGCAGAGCUGGGUAUGGUGGCACAUGCCUGUAAUCCUGAGAGGCUGAGGUAGGGGAUUCACUGUGAGUUUGAGGCCAGCCU
This is a messenger RNA of Chinchilla lanigera (long-tailed chinchilla), 1814 nucleotides long. It is a transcript of the gene CUNH22orf31, whose product is annotated as chromosome unknown open reading frame, human C22orf31. Lineage: Eukaryota; Metazoa; Chordata; Mammalia; Rodentia; Chinchillidae. The transcript is spliced from 4 exons. The record is from RefSeq and is a predicted model, not a curated record.